GGAAGGAAUCCGCAUGGAAUUGUGAAUAAAGUCCGCAAUAUGACAUCCACGUACCCAUCCACGCGCCAACACACGCACCCACACGUCAUAUCUCAUCUGGUCGAUAUAGAUUUUUCGCGAGUGAUGUGGCUCUUGGCGCUAUGUCAGCUGGCCUCGGCGGCAGCACACGCACCUCCUGCACCCGACCAUGCACCCAUCCACGCCCACGAUUAGUCAGUUCACGAUCAGUCAGUUGACGAUCGUGUCUGAACACAUACCGGAAUGGAUGGUGGCUUCGUUUCCAUCUUUGGCAGCAUCUUGGGCAACCGCACCGGCAUUGGAGCGGGGGCAGAUGGCGGCCCCCGCUCGACGGACACAGCUGAACACACGACCGAGAGUGGAGAACAAUGUCUCCCCCGUUAGUCCUAUGAUGAACCUUACUUACGUGCAGUGGUGGUGAAUCUCUCCUUCUCCUGGCUUGACCUUCGCCUCGCACUAGCCCUGACCUCAAUCGCCACAGGUGGCGAGGAAGCCAGCUUCAGCAAGGGCACUUUCUCCGUAAGCGUGCUCGAAAAGAGAGGCCGCUCCCGUCUCCCCCCAGGCGGCUUGAGCAGGCGGGCCGACGGUUGCGACGGCUUCUCGAGCACGGGUGGCUUGUCGUCCGCCAACAUGGCUGCGGAUAAUCGUUUUCGAUGUUCAAGCGGACUCAAGUGAAACAUGUGUGGCUGCCAACUCACUCUCUGAACCUGCACACCUGAGCUGCCAUCCUCCACCAGGGACAGCCGGGAGCCCUCCUGGCCACCGCCAGGGACCAACGCCGCCUCCAGCGUGGCCUGCUCGGUCUUCUCAAUCGAGUCUGCCCGGGAGGGGCGCAGGAGUGUCGGCCGCCUGAAGGCAGGACUGUCAGUGCCCUUUCUGUCUCCAUCAGGCUGGUCACGCGCUGUGGCGGGUGAUGGGGGCAGGUCGGCCUCUGCGGUCCUCAUAUCGGUAGAGAGGCGCGCCGUGAGGAGGGGGGAGGGGAGGCUGGGCUCACGGGCUGGCACGAGAGUCGAGAAUCGGCUCUUGACUGCACCACAAAGCAGACACCGUAUAUGUACCUAUAGUGCCAGUGGUGGCUGUCCUCUUGCGUGCCUUUUCUUUUCCUCCUGGACCAGAGGUACGGCUCAGCAAGCACCUGAGUAAAGUGAUGCACACGAGAUGCAUGUGACUGAUGCCAUGUAGAGCAGCACUGACAUUCAUUUCCAUGUCGAGGUUUUGCUUACUUGGCUCUCCAUGAUGAGGUCCAUGUGGCAGUGCUGCCUGGCCUCCUUCUCGCCCAGCAGAGAGGCGAACGAGAAGUAAAGGAGGCCGUCAGCACCGACCUGGCCCAUCCAUCCAUCCAUCCAUCCAUCACACAAGUGAAUGACGCAGUACUGUACACGCACAGCUGUCGGUGUGCUGAGAUGCAUGGUGCGUGCCUUGUAGUGGAGAGCGAUAUAGUCAUUGUCGGAAAGGAAGAGCAUGGCCUUCAUGUCGUCCUUCUCGAUACGCUCAAACACCUUACGAGAUGCCGCUCCAGCCUGUUGCUGCACACAUCACACACAGACACACAAACGGAUUGUGCCUGCACGUGUAUCAGAAGCCCCCAGUAAGUGUACCUCGACAGCCGGCUGGAAGAGCGUCUUGCGCGCCGAUCUCUCACAGCUGAGACCCUGACCGACAAACAUGCAGCAAGCAGAUGGGUGGUGGGCUCGGUGUCCGUCUGGCGGUGGCUCGGUCACCUCCCAUCCCUCAUAUGUCGCGCAUCGCCAGAAAAUCGGCAGGCUGCUCUGGGUCAUCAAAUAGCUGUUGAAAAGGCAUGCGCAGAGACAUGAUGCAACAACACACCAAGAAGGGUGGGGAGGUGGGAGGUCUCUCAUUCUUACUUACCGAUUCGAGCGAUAAGCAAGCGAAGUCACGCUGUCAUACCUACAGGCAGACAUGAGCACAGCACACGGGAAGGCAAGGUACACAUCCGUAAGUGCGUGUCUCUCCCUCCGCUCGUGUGAGUGAGUGCGUACGGACUUGACAGAUCUGAGCAAAACGUUGAACACGCCGGGAGGGUACACAAACUGCUGCAGCACGCUGCGCAGGAGAGACCGGAGGAUGCAGAGAAGCGAAGCAGGUCAGGCAGGCAGACCAUUAGCGUGGGUGGAAUGAAUGCAGCAGACCGUCUGUUGUCCUUCCUACCCAGAGAAACGCUCAUUCAGCUUGCCAUGCACAAAUCGCCUGCACAAAGAACACAAGGACAUGUCUCUCGCCCGCCCGCCCGCCGGCCCUCUGCUAAGGUUGCGCACUCACUUGACACUAUCAGACGAGAGGAAAUCGGCGGUCCUGAUGGGACACCGGUCCUCGGGAAACUGCCUGCACAGAACACGCCCGCCCCGUGUCUGUCUUUACAUACCGCCCACCCAUCGUGCGUGUCGUUUUGUUGUGUCUCCUUCCUUACGAUGCCCCCGGCAGCCAGACAGCGGCCACGUCCGCCCGCCCUGGUGGAGUUCUGUCGUAGCACAGGGCGGUCAACACCGCAUCAAAAUUCAGACUCUCCGGUCUUUUGCGCAGUAUCGACCCUGCAGGCGCAAAGAAACACCAUCGACAGACAUGAUUCGACCGUGAUUGAGGAACGAACGCGUGUUUGGUGUCACUCACUCACCGCACUCACUCACCGUCUCUGGCUGAGGAGAAGUACCAUGCGUAGAGCUUUCCCCGGAUGAUAACGAUUGUGUGUGGGAGGCGGAAGCCGAAGCGGCGGUAGAAGUGGCCGAACCCUCGGAUGGAGUUGCUCAGCCGCCACAGCAGCUCAUACAUCUGGCAGGAGUGGGAAUGGGUGGGUGUGGCAUGCAGUGCGGUGGCCAUCUAUCUGUCUGCAAUGAUCGAAUGGCAUGCACUGCACUGCGCUGCGUGUGCCCGUACCUCAAUGAUGCACUCACAGGAAUUCGCUGCACACACACACACACAGGCAGACAGACAGACAGACGCAUAGACAGACAGGCGGACGCCAACCAAACAACAGAGAGAACGAUGAGGAAGAGGAGACGGCAUGGCAAUUACGUACAGGCCCACCCAUCUCGGUCGAUUUGAUCUUCUGGUAGUACAUGGGCGUCUUGUCGUGCAGAGGCGACAGGUUCUGGCUCUCGCUCUUGGUGGGCGUCCUCUUCAUGCGAUACGACAGCGUCGACUGACGCUUGUACCUGUGCCUUACAGGCACUGUCUUGGCACACACAGGCGCCGCUUCGCUGCCAGACGACGCAUCCAUUCCGCGUUCGACCACGGCAACUUAGUAUACUAGCGUCGGCACGGCUGGAGAAACCGGGCCACCAACCACUGGGAAGACGACUCGGCG
Messenger RNA from Vitrella brassicaformis, 3340 nucleotides. The record is from the annotation of a GenBank genome assembly. NCBI's taxonomy places the organism in Eukaryota, Vitrellaceae.